GUCGCUACACAAACACACGACGUGUAACCGUGUAUUUGGUCCGUGUUUCUGGGUUGUGGGUUAAUGAAACCGCUCAGGUGUUUCUCGUUAAUUAGCCUCAUUAGCAUCUUCACUGCCUGUCGCUAAACUGGCGCCUUAGCUGUUCAACAGGUGUUGUGCUGGGCUACUUUAUACUACAUUUCUGUGGUACAUUAUACUACCUGUUGUGUAGUACUACAUGUUCUGUGGUGCCUCAGUACACAGGACACUUCAGCUUUGUUUGUAUAGCGACAAAUCGCAACAAAAACAACCCCACGUCUCUUUAUUUAACCAGGUGAAGACCUUAAAGUACAUGUUCUCAGAAAUGGCUUCGACCUCUGACCUGGAGCAGCUGGCAGACCUAGAGCUUCAGAAGGAAGAUGAGGAUGAGGAGGAUCAGAGUGGUAUCCAGGGCUGUCCAUCACCUCUUCCCAGCAGCACUUUCAGUCCAGAUCCCUCCCACCCGUAUUACGAUGUGGCUCGACACAGCAUCAUCCAGGUCUCAGGGGAUGACAACUAUGGCAGGAAGCUGAUCACCUUCAGCAGCUGCUGUCUGCCUCCGUCUCACCAGCUGAACCACCAGCGCCUGCUCGAGUAUCUGAAGUUCACACUGGACCAGUACGUGGAGAUGGACUAUAUCCUGGUUUACUUCCAUUACGGCCUGAGGAGCACCAACAAGCCGUCGCUGAAAUGGUUACGAGACGCCUACAGCGAGUUUGACAGGAAAUACAAGAAGAACCUGAAGACGCUGUAUGUCGUUCACCCUACAAACUUCAUCCGAAUCGUCUGGAACAUUUUCAAACCUCUGAUCAGUCACAAGUUUGGGAAGAAGCUGACGUACGUGAACUACCUGGCCGAGCUCAGGGAUCACCUGAACUACGAGCAGCUCGUCAUCCCUCCUGAUGUGCUCAGACACGAUGAGAAGCUACGAGCGGCUCAGAAGGACGGCCCCCCUUCCUCAGUGGAAACGCUGCCACCACCUCGACCCCCCCUGCCCACCCAGCAGUUUGGCGUCAGUCUGCAGUACAUCAGAGAGAAGAACAGGGGGGCCGUGAUCCCACCUGUGGUCCAGCAGACUGUGUCCUACCUGAAGGACAAAGGUCUGAGGACGGAGGGCAUCUUCAGGCGAUCGGCUCGAGUUCAGCUUGUCAAGGACAUUCAGAAGCUCUACAACCAGGGGAAGCAUGUGGACUUGGAUCAAUAUGACAUGCACGUUCCUGCUGUGAUCCUAAAGGCGUUUUUCAGAGAGCUGCCUGAACCUCUGCUCACCUUCAGAGUCUACAACCAGGUCCAGGACCUCCUCAAUGUGGAGACCAGCCUGCGAGUGACCAGGUGCAAACAGAUCAUCGAAAGUCUUCCUGAGCACAACUUCAUCGUGGCAAAGUACCUGCUGUGUUUCCUACACAUGGUGUCCCAGGAGAGCAUUGUGAACAAGAUGGGCCCAUCGAACCUGGCCUGUGUGUUCGGGGUCAACCUGGUCUGGCCUCGUCAUGCCUCCAUCUCUCUCACCGCGCUGACCCCCAUCAAUAUCUUCACUGAGAUCCUCAUCGAACAUUUUCACACCGUGUUCGGCUCCCGCUGCCCACCUGGACAGAGGAUGAAUCCCAACAACCCUGACCCUCUGACCCUCUGACCUUUGCUCAUCACCAGGACAGUGUUUCUGUUUUCAUACCACAAAUGUGAAAAAGUGAAAGUCAGGUUGUCCCGACCGGCUGAGCAUGGUUCUGCUUCUCAGAGGAUGAGCCUUCACAGUGCAAAACCAUUUUGGACAUUUAGUUUGGUCAUGGAGUUUUCCUUCGUCACCUGUGCACACACGUUUUAGGUUUAGGUAGUACUGUAUUCGCUGAGCACGGCUGACUUACUGGAUUUUCCAUCAGAUAACAGUGUUAGACAUUUAAUUGAAUGGAUUAAGCAGCAGUGUUUCACGUGUGGCUCUUCUGCAGUAACAAGUUGCCUUUUGACACAUGUAAUGAUGCAGACAGCAGCUGCACAGGGCGGUGUGUGUUACAGCUCAGCCAGGCGUGAAGGAUUCACAUACACACUGUUAGUCAGGGUUGUGAGAUUAUAACUCACUGAAAAAACAGAACUUAAAUGUGCAUGUGUGUUAAUAUUACAUUAAAGCUUCAUGUUGCCUCAAACAGCGGAGACAUGCAGCAGCUCCGUUUUUUGCUUUUUCUUCAUUUGAGUGAAAAUGAUACUUGUAUAUAAAAUUAUUUAAGAUUCAUGAGGACCAAAGCAAACCAGGUAGUUUUUAUGGAUCAGCAAUAAUUUUCCUUUUUCAACCCCUCAAGUGGCGUUGGGCACCACUGAACUGCUUCCACAUGCUCACAUUUUGGGUGAUUGAUUGCACUCGCUCAGUGUGGAUGAGAGGAAAACAGAGACGUGAACCUGAGCUUCUGUUGCAUUUUGUUUAUUAAUGUCCAGUUUUCUUAAGAACUCGGUACAAAAAAGUGAGACUACUCUGAAACAGGAGUGACUGUCCUCCAUCAGCGGUUUAAUGCAUCACAGAGGAGAAAAACUACAUUGGCAUAUUUAAGACAAACACUUUCCUAUACACACUAUCCACUGGACAGUCCCCUCAGCAACGACAAAGGAAAAUCUCCUAUUUCCACAAACACUUUCACUUCCAUCUAAAAACCCUCGCCGUCGCCUCCUUAUGGCAAAAUCAUACAUUGGACGUCAGGAUGCAGAAGUGGCAAAUGAUAGAAAAUCCCAAUGUUGUGUGUCCUUUGUUUUUUGCUCCUUGAUAAAAGAAUAUAAAAAUGUUCUAACUCCUCUUUGUUCACAUGUCAUGUUGUGUAUUAAAAUAGAUCUGCACAGUUUCUCCCGGAGAUGAUUUUUAGAAACAGAUGAAGGGUACAAGGCGCGGAGUGAGGCGGUGUGGUGGUUGGGGUUGUUCUGGUUUUAGUUGCAGGUGGAGACGUGGGCGCUAAUGUGGGUUCACCAGGUUUCUUUGCACGUGGAACCCCCGAAGCAGGUUGGGUCCAGCCUUAAUGUAAACCUGACGAGUCUGGAGACGUUAAAUGGUAAUUUAAGCUUCUUUUUAUAUGAUUAAAUCUGAAACCACAAAGAGAAACUUGAGCUGCUUGUGGCUUUUCUGUCUUAUACCAGUCUGUCAGAACCCGCGGUGGACAGUUUCACCGUUUUGACUUUUCACAAACUAAAUGACUGCUCAAGAAAGAAUUUUCAGAUGAAUUGAUAAUCUAAUGCUAGUUCAGCUCCAGGGCACUGCAUGACGUAGGCCUGUGUGGCAGUGACGUGUCAGCAGACAGAGACACCGGAACCAGGUUGAAUGUUUGUGGAAUCAAAUGUAAAAGCUGACGAGAGGCGACAACUUGUUGGGCUGGAAGGAUUUUUAGGAAGUGUUGUGUCUAAUUGCAGUAAAAUGAAUGGAACAUUAGUGGUGUGAGUGAAGUAUUCAGUACUGCAAUAAAAACUAAAAGUCCUUCAUUCAGAGGCCAAAUGAAAAAGCUUGUGUUAGAGAAAUACUUCACAGUAGCUGUUCUGAACUGAUCAACAUCGUAGGUGGAGCCAGUUUUCUGUAGCUGAGCUGUGAUUUCCUUCGUUCCUAUAGGUUAAAAGAUGUGUUAAAGUACUGCGUGUGCCUCUGAAAUGUAUUAGUGUAAACCUGGAAAUGUUCCAAGUAGUAGCAGUAGUAGUAGUAGUAGCAGCGCUCAAUGCACGUUUGGUCCAAAGCUUUUGUAUUUGUGAUAUGUCUGAAAUUCAUGUCGAGCAGGGUCUGACGGCUGGGUCUGUCAUUCCCCAGUACUCCAGUACUUCUAUUAAAAGAAGUGAUUUGUGUUUAUUUUUUUAAACAAUCUGCAGAUUGAUGAACAACACAGUUGCAGUACCAGUGUAGUAAAGUUUCUCAUCCUGUUUGUACAUUAUUGUGUGAUGUAUUAGUGAAUUAGCUUUAAAUCGACUACUCCUUACUUUUCAGCCAACAGUCACUUAAUUGUUCUUCAAGUCAAACAAGCCUUCAUGUCUGAAACGACUGGAACGACAAACAAACAUGUUUGUUUACUGUAGAUAUGAACGAGGUGGUCGGUGGGAAGCCGGGCUGGUUUCUGACUAGAUGAACUGAAGCGGUUGUUAAAGUAAAGCUGCAGAUGUUGUGUGACCUGAUGGAGCCUUUGGGUGAAACGUGCAUGGAGCCUCACGCUGCUGUCACUGAGUGCAAACCUUGGGUGUGUUGGAACGUUUACAGACUAAGACAAAAGCCUGGCACCUGUUACUGUGCUCAUCCUGACAGUUUGUCUACCUUGUACCGUGCAGGUGAUGCUUCGACAUGAGGAUCUGUCCUGCACAGCUGAGCUGAUAUGAUUCAGAUAAAGUAAAACCACCUCGGGUCCUCGUCUGCUGAUGAAGGCAUGUGUCUCUGGCGCUAUGUUCAUGUUUGUGCGUGGACAGGUGGCAGAGCCGUGUGGUUGUUCCUAGGUCUAUGUGUGACACUUAGCUCCGGAGCAGCAGGAAGACUAACGGGCUGAGCAGGAGGCCACCGUGUCCUCCCACAGGCCCCUGACAGCCACAAAGACUUGUCCCAGUUCUGAUUGACCGGUGUCUAGAGAAUUACCAACAAAGACGAAAACCCUGGAUGUGAGACCAUUUGGACUUGAGGCAGUGUUCAUCUGUCGGACUAGCAGGCUCAUCACGGUGAAACAUCCAAGCGAGUAAAGAAUCAAAAAGCUAAAGUAUAAAGGUGACACCAGUGGUCCCAGUACAGAACCACAGGGGUUUUGGCAGAUUCUCUCUAGUGACUGGCAGGGACCAAAUGAUGCGUCCCACCGGCUGCGUGCAGCUUUAGUCCGUUUCCUGUCGCAGACAAAAUGCAGCAGAAACGGGCAGUUUUCUCUCAAAACGCACAAACAAACAAUUCAAAACGUAUCUGAUUAAACCUUUGGGCCUGAAGAGCUGACGUGGACCUUUAGACACACGUUUCUAGCACAGACGUGCACGUCCCAUUUAGACUGGUGAAACAUCUGUGGUGACUUGUUCUGCUCACUGGUGUCUUAAUGCUCACUCUGUCUGCAGUGCUUCCUCCAGCUGAAACGAUUAAUCAGCAUUUUCAUAAUCGAUUUGUAUCAGUUAUUGAUUGAGGAAACGCUAAAACCGUUCCCUGGUUUCAGCCUUUAUGAAGUGAGUUUAUUUCCUUAGCAUAUAUGAUGGUAAAUGAAACAGAACUGGGUUUUGGACGCCACAGCAUGAAUGAAGAUGAAGGCGUUUUGUGUUGCCACGUUUAAAGGCUCAGCCGCUGCACAGACUGACGAACCAGGACGCGGCGCGUGCCAACAGACUGACUCGAUCACUGACGUCACACUUUAACCUGAAGAUGUUUGAGGUUCUCCAUGAAAAAGCAGACUCGGUCUGUUCCUGUUUGUGCUGCAGUCAAACCCAGAAGAUGACGAGAUGAUGGUGUUAUCAAUAAUACAACAUAUGUACAAUGAUCCCCUGGAAUACUCCAAACUUACACAUUUAUCAACAGGCAUCAGCAUGAAAAUACUAAAAUCUCCACUAGAAAUGCUAAUUUCUGUAGUUUCAUCUUUAAAUACUUUUGUCUUUUACUUUAUUAAUACUGAAAAAGUUAUUCUCUGUUUGUUUGAAAGCUCGUUUACAUACACGAUGAAAACAUCUUCCUGAAUUCUUAUGGCAAAACAUUGUUCAUAGGAGGACGAACAUCUACUCCGAUAUAUGACUGUACAUUCCUGUCACGCCUAGAUCUACUGGUCUAUCUGCAGAACAAGAAUCGGACCUGUUUAGAAAAGGGACGUCCGCGGCGGCUCUGUACUCUAACGUCUGUAAUAAAUACAUUAAGGCCAAGAACAAUAAUAAAUAGAAAAUAACUUAAAAAAUCUCGUAAGCACUGUAGGUGUUGGCUUUUACAAAACACUUGACUCUAGUGGAGGCUGCAGCUCCGUCUCAGUCUGUCGCCUUUCAGCUCUGACAAAAGAUGGCGGACAUUAUUCGGACAGAGUCCGAGCACCGCGGGGGGCGGGGCUAAUUGUUGGUGUCGCUCUU
Molecule: messenger RNA, 6033 nt
Organism: Monopterus albus (swamp eel)
Lineage: Eukaryota; Metazoa; Chordata; Actinopteri; Synbranchiformes; Synbranchidae
Product: rho GTPase-activating protein 8
Exons: 14
Coding region: 218-1651 (477 amino acids)
Biological process (GO): negative regulation of endocytic recycling; small GTPase-mediated signal transduction
Cellular component (GO): cytoplasm
Molecular function (GO): GTPase activator activity
Source: RefSeq, a predicted model, not a curated record